Rotaria socialis is the source of this 1014-nucleotide messenger RNA. The record is from the annotation of a GenBank genome assembly. Lineage: Eukaryota; Metazoa; Rotifera; Eurotatoria; Philodinida; Philodinidae.
AUGGAAAAAUCAACUGUUGAACAAAUAUUAAAAAUUGUCGAAACAGUUUAUGGAACAUAUACUAAAAGCAACUGGAUCCCAAAACCGUAUGCUGAUAAUAAAAGUCGUUAUUUAUGGACAGAUGCAUACGGAGUUUGUAAUUUUUUAACAUUGUAUCGUGAAACAAAUGACAUCAAAUAUCUUGAGCAAGCUGAUGCUCUGAUUAAUAAUGUUCAUGAUAUACUUGGACAUCAACGAAAUGGAAAGAAACGUUUAGGAACAGCAACAGCUGAAUAUCCAACUCGGGGAGGAUUACGCAUUGGAAAAGUUGAAGAUGAAGGAUCAUACGAUGGUGAUGGACAAUAUUUUCAUUAUUUAACAAAAUGGGUAUUUGCACUAAGUCGCAUGGCAAAAGUAAAAAAUGAUCAACGUUAUAUAAGAUGGGCCGUUGAUUUAAUAAAAGCAAUUCAUCCACAUUUUAUUUAUCGUGAUCGUAAUGAUCAGCUGCAUAUGUAUUGGAAAAUGAGUAUUGAUUUAACGUACCCUGUAGUACCAUCAGAAGGAAAUCUUGAUCCAUAUGAUGGCUAUGUAACUUAUCGAUUAAUUGAUGAGAUGGCCGAAGAGCGAGAAUUAGAAAAAGAAAUAGCUGAUAUGAAAUCGAUGGUUGAUAUAAAAUAUUCACAUUAUCGCUCUUCCGAUCCACUCGAUUUAGGUGAAGCAUUAUGGAUUACACACUGGUAUUCAGACGAACUAUGGGCAAAAGCAAUAACAUCAAAGUCAUUACAAGCACUUGAAGAAUUAUGGCAGCACGGAGAUUUUCGUGAGCCCUUAAAUCGACGAUUAGCAUUUAGAGAGUUUGGCACAACUAUUGGUGUGCAAGUUAAUGAUAAAGCUAGCGAAGAAUGGAAAAGUAGAAUUAAUGAAAUACAUAAUCUUUGGUUACCACAUCUCUAUAAACGAGAUAAAGAUAUUUCUCCAGUCAUGCUUUGUACUAGCCUUCGACCCGGUGUUAUUAGUCGUCAUUAUCUACAGUAG